Molecule: messenger RNA, 2332 nt
Organism: Aspergillus pseudotamarii
Lineage: Eukaryota; Fungi; Ascomycota; Eurotiomycetes; Eurotiales; Aspergillaceae
Product: transcription factor domain-containing protein
Exons: 3
Coding region: 1-2253 (750 amino acids)
Biological process (GO): regulation of transcription by RNA polymerase II; DNA-templated transcription
Cellular component (GO): chromatin
Molecular function (GO): RNA polymerase II cis-regulatory region sequence-specific DNA binding; zinc ion binding; DNA-binding transcription factor activity, RNA polymerase II-specific
Source: RefSeq, a predicted model, not a curated record
AUGGGUAAACCUACCAAAUCGUACCAGUGCCAAAGAUGCGAUAGGUCGUUCGCCCGCUUAGAACAUCUCCAACGCCAUGAUCGUUCGCACACGAAAGAGAAGCCGUAUGUCUGCGACAAAUGUCCAAAAUCAUUUACGCGCAAAGAUCUUUUGGCUCGUCACGAACGCUUGUCGCACAGCUCCCCUACAUCAGGUGUGGGCCAGGAUGCCACAACUCCGCCUCCAUCUUCCCACCAGAUGUUUAAUGGGCUGAACAUGCUGGCAUCUGCCGUAACGACUCAUUCCGUGGAUUCAACGGGUCAAGGGAAUCAUAGCCUUCUAUCCGGAGGGCCAGCGCCUUUCUCAGCGCAAGCAACGCCGACAGCCGAGUCCUCUGGAUUCAGCGAGCCAUUUAGUGGAUUUGGUCCGUCUACUGCAUAUGAUGGGGAGGACUUCACGUCGUUUCUCGACAGCAUUCCCCUACCCAGCCACCCGUAUUCCCCUAGUUAUCAACCCCUUCCAUUGUUUCCGCCCUUUCACUUCGAUACGCCCCCUGUCUAUGAUCAGCCACAGAAGGAGAACCCGGCGGAAAGUGCCGAAACCCCUUCGAGCUCCAUUUUACCGCGGCACGGCACGCAGAUACCCUCACUUCAAACUGAGGAGUCUCCGACGACAUACAAAGCACGGCAACCUCCAACUUCGCUUUCCAUGACGACGCAAUGUAGAGAGCGCAUUGGUGUUCUUCUAUCUGAUUACUUGAAUGUCAUCCCGAACCCAUACGUCCCGUCUCGACAUGCCCUCUCACGCUGCCUGACCGGUUACCUCACCGGGUACCACGAACACUACCCCAUUAUACAUGUCCCCACCCUCGAUCUUGACUCCAAGUCAUUGCACUUGAUUCUAUCCAUGGCUAGUCUGGGCGCUCGGUAUUGCCGGGAGCCGGAAACGAGCACUGCACUCUACCAAGUCGCCAAGGCUGUGACGCUUGAACACAUCCGGAGAGAGUUCCAAUGGGUAGAGCCGAACAGCGGUAUCAACCCAAACCGGCAAUCACCGCAGUCGUCGGCAGCCCGAGAUCAGGAUCUUCUAGAGACGCUACAAGCACUCUUAAUGCUUGUAUCUGUAUCUUCCUGGCAUGAGCAUGAUCCGCCUUACGAGGAAUCGUUGUACAUGCGGAGUUACAUGGAAACGCUACUCAGACAGGGAGGACUCAAUGACCUUCCCGCGCAAGACGGAUCAUGGGAGAGUUGGGUACGGAGUGAAGAAACAAAGCGAACGCGACUGAUCGUGUUUUGCUACUUCAACAUUCAAACUAUUGUCUUCGAUUUGCCGCCUAUGAUGCUUACUGAGGAGUGUACGCUUAACCUCCCCUGCACUGAAGUUGAAUGGCAGGCCACAACCGCCAGCCAAUGGAUGGAGGAAAGGAGUCAGAGUCGAGGUGAACCAAAACUACAAGAUGCUCUCGCCUCGCUCUUCACGCAUAACCCGGACAUAGAAGGGCGACUGGAGAGCUUUUCCUCCUUAGGCGGCUACGUGCUCAUUCACGCAAUCAUUCAGAGUAUCUGGCUUAUUCAGAAGUCCCGCCGAUUGCCUGGUUUCAACGGAAAUUCCCUUUCUCCAUCCGAAGUGACUUCGUUAGAACUGGCAUUGGAACAUUGGUGCCAAUGCUGGGAGCGCAAUCGGGAAGCAUCCAUCGACCCCUUCAAUCCACAUGGUCCGUUAUCUUUCACAUCCGCUGCCCUCCUCCGAUUGGCCUAUAUCCGGUUGAACGCGGACUUCAGUUCCGCCCGACGGCUCCAAACCUGGAACCCGGAGGAGAUCGCCCGGUCCCUGAAAGAGAACCUCAGUGUCGAGCGCAAUGACCGGUUAACUCGAGCGGCGUUGCAUUGCGCUCACGCUUUAAGUACACCGAUCAAACUAGGAAUCAACUAUGUCGCUCAGACGCAAGUGCACUCCUGGUCGCUCCAGUAUGCAUUGUGCUCUUUAGAAUGUGCCGUUCUACUCGCCAAAUGGCUCGAAGAAGCCACGGUCGCAAGCCCCAACCCUAGUUUGACUGAACAGGAAAGCAAGCUUUUGGAGUUUGUUAUCGAGAUGGUGAUGGAGGCUCGACAUGGAGUAUCCCGGGAAUGGCUCUUGGCCAAUAAUACCCGUCUCAGUGCGAUUGUUACCCGGCUCUGGGCUCGACUGUUUACUGCAGAUUAUAUUUGGGAAUUGGUUAACUUGAUGGGUCGCGCUUUGAAUAGCUAUGCCGAUCUAUUGGAAAGGAUGCAUUAGGAUUGGUCUAUGGAAUAGAUACCCGAGCCUUUCUUCACCAAGCCUAUUUCAGAAGAAAAAGGCUAUCCUCCUGUGUCCG